This is a messenger RNA of Mugil cephalus (flathead mullet), 5129 nucleotides long. RefSeq names its product protein diaphanous homolog 3-like. Gene Ontology annotation, cellular component: actin filament; cytoplasm. The record is from RefSeq and is a predicted model, not a curated record. Gene Ontology annotation, molecular function: microtubule binding; actin binding; small GTPase binding. The transcript has 30 exons. Gene Ontology annotation, biological process: actin filament polymerization; actin cytoskeleton organization. Lineage: Eukaryota; Metazoa; Chordata; Actinopteri; Mugiliformes; Mugilidae. The coding region runs from base 415 to 4161 and encodes 1248 amino acids.
CGGAAAAAAAUAUCCAGCUGUCUGUUCAACCGCUGCUCUUAAUUAUUAGGGCGCAGCUUUCAGUUCGUGGCCGGAUUAAAAAUUUACCAAAGCAACGGCUAACUCUGUUGUGUUUUACGUCGCAUUACUUUGCGUCGGGAACUCAAAGCGUUACGUGUCAGUCCGUAAAUUGGAUUAGUGCUAACUAAGUAAAGUCCACCUGUGAAUGAUAGUGUAGCCGCCGUGCUAGGAAGCUAUCUUAACGGACUGUUGGGACGGAAAACAAGGAUAUUUGUGGACUUCUCUGGUUUUGACAUGCCAUUUCAACCAUGUGUUGACUAGCUGUAUAUUUAUAUUUACAUAUAUAGGCUAGGCAUUUUAGUGCGUGUAUAUAUGCUAACGUUACACACAUUACAGUUUCCGUUUUAAACUAACAUGGAUAGUUACAGCCAGCGUUUUGAUUCCACUACUGGACGAGACGGUAAGUCUCAAAAGAAGAAGGGCUUCACCAGUAACAGCACGUCGUGCUACGACGAUGGAGACCGUAAACCAAAGUUUCACUUACCCUUUAAAAACAUCACAGAUGAUGUGCUGGACAGAUUUGCCAGUAUUCGGAUUCCAGGGAGCAAGAAGGAGCGACCGCCCUUAUCGCAGUCUAAACACAACACAAACGACUGGACCACUUCUUCAUCGUCCACCUCUCAGAACUUUGAGGAACUGUCAUCAAAGAUUACCACGGAGAAAGAGAUCUUGGCUCUGUUUGAAAAGAUGAUGGAGGACAUGAACUUGAAUGAGGACAAAAAGGCUCCUCUGAGAGAGAAGGACCUCAACACAAAGAGAGAAAUGGUCAUCCAGUAUAUUUUCACUGCCUCCAAAACUGGCAGCCUGAGAAGCAGCCAUCAGAUAUCUCCCCAGGAAUUCCUCAGUGAGCUGAAGUCAGGGGUGAUGGACGAACGCCUGUUUGCCUGUCUAGACUCAUUGCGAGUGUCCCUCACCAGCAACCCUGUCAGCUGGGUGCAGAGCUUUGGGCACGAGGGUCUCGGACUGCUGCUAGACAUUUUGGAGAGGCUGCUUGCCAAAAAACAUCCAGAGAAGUUGGAUAAAAGAAACCAACAUAAAGUGGUGCAGUGUCUCAAAGCCUCCAUGAACAAUAAGUAUGGCUUGGAUCGAAUCCUCGGGGAGGAGAAAAGUCUUUCUUUGCUCGCGAGAGCCAUUGAUCCCAGCCAGUCUGCCAUGAUGACUGAUGUUGUAAAGCUGCUGUCAGCCAUCUGCAUUGUAGGCGAAGAGAACACUCUCGAGAAGGUCCUUGAAGCCAUCACCACAGCAGGGGAAUGGCGGGGUAUCGAGAGGUUCAGUCCCAUUGUGCAAGGCCUACGAGACCGCUCCGUUCAGUUACAAGUAGCAUGCAUGCAGCUCAUUAAUGCACUGGUAACGUCUCCUGAUGAGCUGGACUUCAGGCUGCACAUUAGAAAUGAAUUUAUGCGCUGUGGCCUGAAAGAGAUAUUGCCACAACUGACAGCCAUCAGGAACGAGGCCCUUGACAUCCAGUUAAAGGUGUUUGAGGAGCACAAAGAAGAGGACAUGAUGGAGUUCUCUCACAGGCUGGAAGACAUCAAGAGCGAGCUGGACGAUGCGGGGGAUGUGUUCAACAUUGUGCAGAGCACGGUGAAGGACAGCAGCGCCGAGCCCUAUUUCCUCUCUAUACUGCAGCACCUGAUGCUCGUACGCAACGACUACUUGGUCAGGCCUCAGUACUUUAAGAUCAUCGAGGAGUGCGUUUCUCAAAUCGUGCUCCACCGUAGUGGCACUGACCCAGACUUCAGCUACCGCAAGCGCCUUGACGUCGACUUCAGCCACCUCCUGGAGGUGUGUGUGGAUAAAGCUCGAGUCGAUGAGUACGAACAGAGGGCUUCAGAACUGGCACAGAAGUUUGACGAGGAGUAUCUAAGCAGACAGGAGGCGCAAGCUCAGCUGGUGAAGUGUGAAGAAAAAAUAACUGAACUCCAAGCAGAGCUACAGGCCUUCAGGUCGCAGUUUGGAGCCGUACCUGUUGGCCUGACCUCUCCUCAUGCCGGGCAACCGGCGACCUCCUCGUCAUCGCCGGCUGGGCCUCCGACCCCGCAGCCGGCAAGCGGGAUGCCUGCUCCCCCUCCUCCCCCUCCUCCGCCUCCCUUACACGGAUGUCCUGCCCCACCUCCUCCUCCUCCGCCCGGGAUGCCUCCUCCGUUCGGUGCCCCUCCUCCACCGCCUCUAGGGUUCGGGGGCGGUCUUGGUUCCCCGACCCACCAUGCCCUGCCUUAUGGCCUCAGGCCCAAGAAGGAAUUCAAGCCUGAGACUUCCAUGAAGCGCCUCAACUGGUCCAAGAUUCGUCCCCAGGAAAUGUCAGAGAGCUGUUUCUGGGUGGCAGCUGAUGAGGACCAGUACGCAAAACCAGAUUUGCUCCACAGAGUCGCAAGUACUUUUGGCUCACAAAGAACAGAAACAAAAGACUGUGAGGAGAGCGCGCCCACGGAGGAUCCACCCAAAAGAGAAGAGGAGGAUUUGGAGGAUAAGAAAACCAUAAAGAAGAGAAUUAAAGAGCUCAAGGUGCUCGAUCCGAAGAUUGCGCAGAAUCUGUCCAUCUUCCUGGGCUCCUUCCGCAUCCCUUAUCAGGACAUCCGUCGCAUGAUCGUGGAGGUGGAUGAGGAGCAGCUCACUGAACCUAUGAUCCAGAACCUUGUAAAGCACCUACCAGAACAGGAGCAGCUGAAUGCACUGGCCAAGUACAAAAACGAGUACUCUAAUUUGUCAGAGCCUGAACAGUUUGGGGUUGUGAUGAGCAGCGUGAAGCGUCUGCGUCCUCGCCUCAGCCACAUCCUCUUCCGGCUGCAGUUCGAGGAGCACGUGAACAACCUGCGUCCGGACAUCCUGGCCGUGAACGCCGCCUGCGACGAGGUCAGGAAGAGCCGCCCCUUCGGCCGCCUGCUGGAGCUGGUGCUGCUGCUGGGGAAUUACAUGAACGCGGGCUCUCGAAAUGCCCAGUCGUACGGCUUUGAUCUCAGUUCCCUCUGCAAGCUGAAGGACACCAAGUCAGCCGACCAAAAGACCACUUUACUCCACUUCCUGGCGCAAGUGUGUGAGGAGGAAUUUCCAGACGUGAUCAAGUUUGUGGAUGAUCUGGAGCACGUGGACCGAGCCAGCAGGGUGUCUGCAGAGAAUCUGGAGAAGAGCCUCAGGCAGAUGGAGAAGCAGCUGCUGCAGCUGGAAAGAGACCUGGAGACUUUCUCCUCCACCGAUGACCCCAGCGACAUGUUCUUUACCAAAAUGGCUAGCUUCUGCAAAGUUGCACGGGAGCAGUAUGGCAAGCUGGUGAUCAUGCACGGCAACAUGGAGACGCUGUACCAGAACGUCCUGGAGUACUUCGCUGUGGAUCCCAAGAAGACGUCGGUGGAGGAGCUGUUCACUGACCUCAGCAACUUCCGGGCCAUGUUCUCUCAAGCACUGAAGGAGAACUUCAGGCGGAGGGAGUCGGAGGAGAAACAGAGGAGAGCCAGGGCGGCGAAGGAGAAGGCCGAGCGUGAAAAGCAGGAGAGACAGCAGAAGAAGAGGAGGUUGCUGGAAGUCAAUGCAGAGAAUGAUGAGACAGGUGUGAUGGAUAGUUUGCUGGAAGCCCUACAGUCGGGCGCUGCAUUCAGAGACCGCAGGAAGAGAAUGCCACGACCAAGAGAUAACCAUCAGCAGACGAUCAGCCCCAGCUCCUUCCGCCAGGUUCUCAGACCUGUUAACCAUGAAAACAACAAGGCCCCUUUACAAAGGUCUCGCUCUCGGCAGAAUAUCAAUGCGAGUUCAUCGGCGGCGGCGGCGGCGGCGGGGAAAGCUCCCCCUGCCAAGGAGGCCCACAACGAGGCCGAGGGCCACCCGUCCACCGCCAGGGCCAAGGCCGCCGUGUGCUCGGCGCCAGGCCGCAGGUACAGGAACGUCCCGGGUCAGAGCUACGGGGUGGACAGAGAGAGGGUGGUGGAGAGGGUCAAACCGGCUGAAAAAGAGAUGGAGGUCGAAGCCGACGCUCCGACCUUCCAGCCGUCCUUCUCCCCUUCCUCGUCCUCCUCCUCGUCCUCCUCCUCCGGUCCCGCGGUGGGCAGCUGCGGCUCCAACGGAGAGUCGGACGUGGAGGCUCUCUUAGCCAAACUCAGAGCCUUGUGAGGUUCAUGUCUUAUCUGAAAUACACUGAACAUAAACAGUAUGUUUCUACCGCAUGUCUGAAUGUAUUAGUUGAAAGUUAGCUUGGCAAUAAAAUAAUAAUAGAAUAAAGAGAGAUACGAAACAUAAACUAUUUUAAAGCUUUAUGAAAAAUAUAUACGUUUGUAUGAAAAUAGUGAAACAUCUGAGAACCAUGCUGUUUAACGCUCGAUGGUACCGACGUAAAAAUAAUCAUCUGAAGUCGGCGCAGACUGCCGGUCACACUUUAACCCACGGGAGUCAAGAAAAAAAGGUCACGAAAGAGACUGAUUUUCAGCAUAUUAGUGUCGUGUUAAGAAAAAAAUACACUGUACACUGCCAAAAAAAAAAAUUUGGCUCCAUUAUGUCUUCCAAGCAGUGUGAAACUUUUUAUCAGAAAGUAAAAAUGACAACAUUGCUAAGCACUUUUUUUUGUAAUCGACAAAUAUGCAAAACAUUUUCUUUCACAUUGGCGUUUUUACAUGUUCGUCGUAUUAUCUUGUCCUACUUCUUCUGUGUUCUUUUAUUACCACAUUAGUUAUUUUCUUAUUCUUGGUGUUAGUCAUGUUCAGUCUUAAUUAUGUUUCUCUCCCUUUCACUUCUUUUUUUGUCUUUUUUCAUUCCUUGUUGAAUAAGUUGACGUCUUUUAUAUUCAAAGCAUUGGCCUAAUUGUUUGUGAUUUGAUUAAACCUUCACAGGCUGUCAUAAUAAUAAGAUGUCAUUUGAUUUGGAGGUUGAUGUUGUUUCUUGUCUCAUUUUAAAUGGAAACAUUUAUAUGCAGCGAAAACAAGUCUGCAAAAAAAAAAGAGAAAGGUUUUUGCAAAAAGGUUAUAGUCCAAAACGUGUCUGACGCUGUUUUCUUCUACAUUCCAGAUGAAAUGAUUCAUAUCUUCUUCGUAUUUGCUGUAUCUCCACUUUUAUAGACCCAUUUACAAUAAAAUGAUGCAAAAACA